Carya illinoinensis is the source of this 2539-nucleotide messenger RNA. Its product is annotated as zonadhesin-like. The record is from RefSeq and is a predicted model, not a curated record. The transcript has 6 exons. Gene Ontology annotation, biological process: cortical microtubule organization. Lineage: Eukaryota; Viridiplantae; Streptophyta; Magnoliopsida; Fagales; Juglandaceae. Gene Ontology annotation, cellular component: cortical microtubule. The coding region runs from base 507 to 2315 and encodes 602 amino acids.
AACCUCUAAACGUAGUCUUCAAGUUGAAGUGAUAGAAACCACGCAAGAUGUAAUAGAUUCGUCUCCCUCUAUUUUCCCCGUUUCGGACUCCAUUCCCCACCUAUUUACCAUUCAAAUCCCACUAUCUCUGCGAUAUUUCUCUGUGUCUUUGGCUUCGUUGAGCUUCAUUGGCGGUUCCUCCUAUCUCGAUCUCUAUCUCCUAUACUUAUAGGCUUCAGCUUUGCUUUGCUAUAAUGACGGUUUUCUUGAGCUGAGCUUUCGGAUUUUUCUGCAAGCCACUGGCAUUGGGUGAGGUCAAACUUAUUAUUUGAAGUGAGCCUUGCGAAAUGCGGUAGAUUACGCUUCCAUUGCAGAUCUAAAUUGUUGUGGAGUGUUUAGAAGUUGUUGCUGUGGUCAGAGACGUGAUAAGCUAAGCUACGUUUUCGUUCAGAGCUUUGGGGAUUUCUUUACUUUGAUCUGCUAUUGUUUGAUUUCUAUUAUUGAGAGCCGUGAGCUAGGUUUUGGAGAUGAAUCGGAGUUUCAGGGCUCAGGAGUCGCAAAUGCCAGCUGCGAUGAGGCAGAGGCAGCAGCAGUUGGCUCUGAGGGCUUCAAUGAUGAAGGAGAAGGAGGAAGAACUCGCCUUGUUCCUUGAGAUGAAGAAGUGUGAAAAAGAACGGAAUGAUCUUCUUCUAAACAACUCGGAAGAGUUCGACGCGCCUUUAGGAUCUAAUCCCGGAACUUCUCCUAUAUUUAAUAUUUCAUCUUCAACGCCGGCGCCAGCGGCAGCCCGCAAGACCGGUGCUGAUGAUUUCCUCAAUUCUGAAAAUGAUAAAAAUGACUAUGACUGGCUUCUAACCCCUCCUGGUACACCUCUAUUUCCUUCUUUGGAGGUGGAAUCACAAAAGACCAUAAGGAGUCAGCUUGGUACCCCAAAGGCUCGCCCCACUGUGCUGAAAUCUAGGUUAGCAAACCUACAGCCAGAGCCUACUACAAGGAGCAACUCAGUAUCUAAACAAGCAGCUUCCUCCCCUGGGUUUAAGACUUCAGUUGCUGGGACUCGCAGGCCUUCAUCAUCAGGGGGACCAGGAUCAAGACCUGCCACACCAACUGGACGGCCCACAUUGACCACAGGAUCUAAACCUUCAAGAUCCUCGACACCUACAUCAAGGGCAACCUUGCUUUCAACUAAGCCUGCAGUUGUUGCAACUACGUCCACAAUUCCUGCAACAAAGUACACAGUUCCUGCAACUAAGUCUACAGUUCCUCUAACUAAGUCUACAGUUCCUGCAGUGAAGCCCACAGUACCGGCAAGAUCCUCCACACCUUUAUCCAGGUCUACAGCAAGGUCUUCAACUCCAACUGCCAGAACCACUUUGCCUCCAUCCAAGUCCACAUCUAGGGCUGCAACACCUACUAGACGACCAUCCACACCAUCGAGUGUUUCCAGUGUUUCUGCUCCUCUAACUAAGUCAUCUUCGUCAGUUUCAAAGCCAGCUCCAAUGACAUCAAGAAACCCUAUGCCAUCACGUGGCACUUCCCCAACGGUGAAGUCCAGACCAUGGAAACCCUCUGAGAUGCCUGGUUUCUCACUUGAUGCUCCACCAAAUUUAAGGACGUCAGUUCUUGAUAGGCCACUAUCCGCUACUAGGGGUAGGCCUGGACAACCUAGUUCUCGAUCUUCCUCUGUCGAGCCUGGUUCUAAUGGAAGACCAAGAAGGCAAUCAUGCUCUCCUUCAAGAGGACGAGCAUCCAAUGGCAUGCUUCAUGGCAGUGGUAGUUCUGUUCCUGCGGUAAAUCGUGGGUAUUCUAAAGUUAAUGACAAUGUGAGCCCAGGCUUAGUUGGAACGAAAAUGGUUGAAAGGGUAAUAAACAUGCGGAAACUGGCACCGCCAAAGCAAGAUGACAAACAUUCUUCUUACAGUAAUCUCUCAGGGAAGUCAUCCUCAUCCCCAGACGGUUCAGGCUUUGGAAGAACACUCUCAAAGAAAUCCCUAGAUAUGGCUAUGAGGCAUAUGGAUAUAAGGCGAAGCAUUCCAGGUAAUUUACGACCGCUGAUGACAAAUAUUCCAGCAUCGUCUAUGUACAGUGUAAGGUCCGGACCUGCACUAAGCAGAGCUAUUAGUGUUUCAGACUCUCCUCUUGCCACGAGCAGCAAUGCUAGUUCCGAAGUUAGUGUGAACAAUAAUGGCCUAUGUUUGUAUGGAAGUGAACUAGAAGAUGAUAUUGGUAGCGACAGGGGUGUUCGUUCACCCGCUAGUAUGCAUGGCAGGAUGUUGAAAUUAGCGAAAUCAAAGUCCUCGUUGUCACCAAUUGGGCUGCAUGUCUAUGUAGAGUAAACCCAACAAUGAAAUCGGUUGCAGUGGCGCCAAUCGUUCGGCUAGUGGUAACAGAAAUACCAAUCCAUCAAAUUGUGAGUAAUGCAGUGGAGAGUAAUCUUAAUCCAUCAAUCUGCGCACCCUUUUCUGUUAUAUGUAUUUCAUCAAUCCUUUCAUAUGUAGGUAAGCUUCUGAUUGAUAUUUACAAUAUUAAUAACAAAAAUAACGGAAAAUGUGACCAUGCA